Messenger RNA from Clunio marinus, 1534 nucleotides. The record is from the annotation of a GenBank genome assembly. NCBI's taxonomy places the organism in Eukaryota, Metazoa, Arthropoda, Insecta, Diptera, Chironomidae.
UAUCAACUCAUGUGAAUCAUCACAUUUAAAGUCAUGAGAUUUUCACAUAUACGUCCAAUGGUGAUGACGAUUUUUUGUCGUUACACCAGGAACAAAUCCGAAAUGGUUGACGCUGCAGUUCUCGAAAAAUUGGAAGCUGGCUUUGCCAAGCUCUCUUCAUCCAACUCCAAGUCAUUGUUGAAGAAGUACUUGACCAAGGAAGUGUUCGAUGCUCUUAAGAACAAGAAAACACCAACCUUCGGAUCAAGUCUUUUGGAUGUUGUUCAAUCUGGUUUCGAGAAUCACGAUUCAGGUGUCGGUAUUUAUGCUCCUGAUGCUGAAUCUUACACCACUUUCGCCGACUUGUUCGAUCCAAUCAUUGAAGAUUACCAUGGUGGAUUCAAGAAGACAGAUAAGCAUCCAGCAAAGAACUUCGGUGAUAACAACGCCUUCGGUGACUUGGAUCCAACUGGUGAAUUUGUUGUUUCAACACGCGUUCGUUGCGGUCGCUCCAUGGAAGGUUAUCCAUUCAACCCAUGCUUAACUGAAGCUCAAUACAAGGAAAUGGAAUCAAAAGUUUCCACAACCUUGUCGGGAUUGGAAGGUGAACUUAAAGGAAAAUUCUAUCCAUUGACUGGCAUGGACAAGGCCACCCAACAACAACUCAUCGAUGAUCAUUUCUUGUUCAAGGAAGGUGAUCGUUUCUUGCAAGCUGCUAACGCAUGCCGUUAUUGGCCAUCAGGACGUGGUAUCUACCACAAUGAUGCUAAGACCUUCUUGGUCUGGUGCAAUGAAGAAGAUCAUCUUCGCAUCAUUUCCAUGCAAAUGGGAGGUAACUUGGGAGAAGUUUUCCGUCGCUUGACAACAGCUGUCAAUGAUAUUGAGAAGCGUGUUCCUUUCAGCCACAACGAUCGUCUCGGAUUCCUUACAUUCUGCCCAACCAACUUGGGAACAACUAUCCGCGCUUCAGUGCACAUUAAGGUGCCUAAAUUGGCUGCCAACUAUGCACGUCUUGAAGAAGUUGCCGGCAAAUACAAUUUGCAAGUCCGUGGUACACGCGGUGAACACACCGAAGCUGAAGGUGGCAUUUAUGAUAUCUCCAACAAGCGUCGUAUGGGCUUGACUGAAUUCCAAGCUGUCAAGGAGAUGUAUGAUGGAAUCCAAGAGAUCAUCAAGAUUGAAAAGUCAUUGUAAAUGAAAUAAUUAAAGCAAGCGGACAACAUCAUCCACUUUUUGUCUGAUGUCUGAUGCAACCAGUGAUCUUUUACUUUCACGUUUUUCUCCUGUUUUUUCAUUUUCAUUUCAAUGAAUAAAAAGAUUAAUUUAAAUAUAAAUUAUUCUCCUCCUAUUCAUCAUCUUCUGUUGCAUCAAAAGAUGUCAUCAUCGUCAACUGAUGAUUGGAAUUUAAUAAGGAGUUUUAGAAAAAAUAAAAAUAAAAGCAAAUAAAAUGUGAAAAUAUAACAUCGUCAAGCACAUAAGAACACAAUACGCAACACUCUCAUUAACACAAAAAAAGAAAGUUAAUUGAAUAAAAAACAUAAAUUUUAAGUUUACA